AGCACGCCGCGUCGGCUUGGAGGCGCUCAGUCCCCCUGGAGUGUGUGUGGGAGGAGGAGUAAGAAGUUUCUCCCACCGCCCCCAAAAGGCACGCUCAUUCUCAGAAACGCUGAUACUCGGAAGGAAAAAAGACGAUGCCUGGCGACCCUCGCUCACACUCGCACCGUGGACGCUGGAUUUGCUGACAUUAUUACAAGUCAAGUUCUUCAACGUGGCCGUGCAGAGAUUUUCGAGUCGGAGGAUGCUCCCACAGGUCAUACGGAUCCUUUACGUCUUGUCGUUUUGCUUUUUCCAGGGAGGCUUUAUCAGAUUGAGCUCCUGCAAGGAGGAGAUAAAGCCCUCUGGCAGGGCACCACAACACUCGCCUUCCGACUUCCUGGACAAGCUCAUGGGACGAACGUCGGGAUACGAUGCCCGCAUCAGACCCAACUUCAAAGGCCCACCCGUGAAUGUCACCUGCAAUAUUUUCAUCAACAGCUUCGGCUCCAUCACGGAAACCACCAUGGACUACAGGCUCAAUGUAUUCCUACGACAAAAAUGGAAUGACCCCCGUCUGGCGUACAGUGAAUACCCGGACGACUCGCUGGAUCUGGAUCCAUCUAUGCUGGACUCCAUCUGGAAGCCUGAUUUGUUUUUUGCCAAUGAAAAGGGCGCCAACUUCCAUGAAGUCACCACUGACAACAAGCUACUUAGGAUUUUCCAAGAUGGCAGCGUUCUGUACAGCAUCAGGCUGACUCUCAUCCUUUCCUGCCCCAUGGACUUGAAGAAUUUCCCCAUGGACAUUCAGACAUGCACCAUGCAGCUUGAGAGCUUCGGCUACACCAUGAAUGACCUGAUCUUUGAGUGGCUUUCUGAGAAUCCCGUCCAAGUAGCCGAUGACCUCACCCUGCCCCAGUUUGUGCUUAAAGACGAGAUGGAUUUGGGCUACUGCACAAAGUAUUACAACACAGGUAAAUUCACCUGCAUAGAAGUUAAGUUCCACCUGGAGCGCCAGAUGGGCUACUACUUGAUCCAGAUGUACAUCCCUUCGCUCCUCAUCGUCAUCCUCUCGUGGGUGUCCUUUUGGAUCAACAUGGACGCCGCCCCCGCCAGAGUGGGCCUGGGAAUCACCACUGUACUCACCAUGACCACACAGAGCUCCGGCUCACGGGCCUCCUUGCCAAAGGUGUCCUACGUGAAGGCCAUUGACAUUUGGAUGGCGGUGUGUCUUCUGUUUGUGUUCGCCGCCCUACUGGAGUACGCAGCGGUCAACUUUGUCUCCAGGCAGCACAAAGAGUUCAUUAGGCUGAGGAAAAAGCAGCGGCAGGAAAGAAUCGAACUCGCCCAACUGAAAGGGAGUGUCGAGUCGUUGCGGAACGUGAACGUCAUUCCUGCUAGCGAUACCACCUGCAGGAAUGUGACUGAGCACUGCAACGCCUGUAUCAGGGAUGAGGAGAUGUUGCGGGAGAGCCGUGGUUUCUAUUUCCGUGGUUACGGCCUGGGCCACUGCAUGCAGUCCAAAGAUGGCAGCGCCGUGGAGGCGCCCACUGUCUUCGGCCCACAGCGUCCCGUGACGGUGCACGACGGCGAGUUCCUCCACAAGCGCUUCGUGGACCGGGCCAAGCGUAUCGACACCAUCUCCAGAGCCGUCUUCCCAUUAAGCUUCCUCUUCUUCAACAUCUUCUACUGGGUCACAUACAAAGUGCUGCGGCACGAGGACAUCCAUGCCAACUUGUAAAGGGCGUCUACCCUUCUAUGGAUUUUGCCAGGAUUUGCCUCUAUUGCGGCGAGGAGCGGCAGCGCUCCUUUUGGAACUGGUCAUGAUCGUUGCACUCCAGAGCGUCUCCGGGUUCUCGAGAGUUUUCCAAGCCAAAAUAAAAAAAUAUUUAACUGAGUGGUUUCAGGCUGAAGCUUUUGCUUCAGGUUAGAUUCCACUGGCUGAUCCUUGGCGGCGAUGUCAUCAAGUGAGGACUGAUGAGACUUGAAUUUCAACACUUUGUGUAUCUGAAUGUUUUCCAAAAUUCUAACAACGGUGACUUUUUCUAUAUUUUACGUUCUACAGGCAAGGGUGUCUGAAAAAGGUCUUUGAUAUUUACAAGUAUUCUGUAAGUGGUGAUUUUAGCUACUUGUAAUGAGAUUAUAUACAUAGAUAUAUUGACAUUGUAUAAAUUGUAAAAUAAUAAAAGAAGCCGUGACAGAACCGCACAAAAAGGUUUUCAUGUCAAGUCAAAAUAAAUAUUUUUUUUCUGCUUGGA
Syngnathus acus (greater pipefish) is the source of this 2234-nucleotide messenger RNA. RefSeq names its product glycine receptor, alpha 4a (gene glra4a). Lineage: Eukaryota; Metazoa; Chordata; Actinopteri; Syngnathiformes; Syngnathidae. Gene Ontology annotation, biological process: regulation of membrane potential; signal transduction; chloride transmembrane transport. The record is from RefSeq and is a predicted model, not a curated record. Gene Ontology annotation, molecular function: glycine binding; chloride channel activity; transmitter-gated monoatomic ion channel activity. The coding region runs from base 242 to 1717 and encodes 491 amino acids. Gene Ontology annotation, cellular component: plasma membrane; synapse; neuron projection. The transcript has 10 exons.